UAAAAUAAAAAAAAGGGAGUAUAAUAAGCGAGCAAGCCGCGACUUACGAGAGAAGGGGGAAAUCAAACAAUCAAAGAAAUCAGUGAAAAGAAGAUCGAGAAAGAAACGAAAGAACAAGAAGCCGCCGCCGCCGCCGCGCCGCCGCCGGAAAGAAGAGCAGAGACAACACAGAAUAUAAAGAAUUAGAAUAUUAGAUACAUGUCAAAGACGAUUGUGCAACCUGUAGGGCAGAAGAGGCUGACCAAUGUUGCUGUCGUGCGUCUCAAGAAACACGGCUGUCGCUUUGAAAUCGCUUGUUACAAGAACAAAGUUCUCUCCUGGCGCUCCGGCGUAGAGAAAGAUUUGGAUGAAGUCUUGCAAUCACACACCGUGUAUUCUAAUGUAUCAAAAGGAGUUCUUGCCAAAUCCAGGGAUUUAAAGAAAGCUUUCGGGCAGGACGAAUAUGAUGAUGAUGAAAAGAUUGAUCAUGAAAAAAUCUGUUUGGAGAUUUUGGAAAAAGGAGAGCUACAAGUUGCUGGAAAGGAACGAGAAUCGCAGUUAUCAAGUCAGUUUAGGGAUAUUGCAACUAUUGUCAUGCAGAAGACCAUAAACCCUGAAACUCAUCGUCCGUAUACUAUUAGCAUGAUUGAGCGUUUAAUGCAUGAAAUACAUUUCGCAGUUGAUCCGCACAACAGCUCGAAGAAACAGGCCCUUGAAGUCAUUCGCGAGCUUCAGAAACACUUCCCCAUAAAACGAUCUCCUAUGAGAUUACGACUGACUGUGCCUGGACAGGCCUUCUCUUCUGUUUCCGAGAAAUUAAAUGAAUGGAAAUCCAGCAUUGUUUCGAAAGAAGAAUCUGGAAAUCAGCUAUCUGUUAUCUGUGAGAUGGAGCCUGGCUUUUUCCGAGAUUGUGAUGCCAUGGUAAGGAAUUUGCAGGGUAGGUUGGAAAUCCUUGCUAUCUCUGUGCAUGCAGAAGGAGACACAAAUGUUGAUCACUAUGAUGAUCACGAGGAACCUUCAUCAAGCUUACCCAAGGCAUCUACAGGUGCUGACUUCCAGCUGAGUGAGAAAUUGAACAAACAAACAAUCUCUGAGAAAAAACCAGAUGCUGUGGGAGAUGUAAAGCAGCAGAGCAAAUGCAGUACAUGCAAUGCAUAUGUAGGUGAUUCAAAGCAAUACAGGGAGCACUUUAAGAGUGAAUGGCACAAACACAACUUGAAGCGAAAGACUAAGCAACUACCUCCAGUCAGUGCUGAAGAAUGCUUAGGCGACAUGGAGAUUACCGACUCAAGGGCAGAUUUGAAGGAUUAUUCAUUUUGAGGUUGGCUUGUAUUGAUAUAUGUUUUUUGUCUUGAGACUUUAUGAAAGAGGAUUGACAAGAUUUAAGCUUUAAAUGCAUACAGUUGCAACUUGCAAGUAUAGACACGGAACUUUGUAUUAAGCUUAUAACGUAUCUGACUGCUUGUUAUUCUCU
Messenger RNA from Daucus carota subsp. sativus, 1453 nucleotides. RefSeq lists its product as uncharacterized. Lineage: Eukaryota; Viridiplantae; Streptophyta; Magnoliopsida; Apiales; Apiaceae. The record is from RefSeq and is a predicted model, not a curated record. The coding region runs from base 199 to 1299 and encodes 366 amino acids. Gene Ontology annotation, molecular function: nucleic acid binding; zinc ion binding. The transcript is spliced from 6 exons. Gene Ontology annotation, biological process: ribosome biogenesis; cytosolic ribosome assembly.